This is a messenger RNA of Morone saxatilis (striped sea-bass), 4729 nucleotides long. RefSeq names its product CREB regulated transcription coactivator 3 (gene crtc3). The record is from RefSeq and is a predicted model, not a curated record. NCBI's taxonomy places the organism in Eukaryota, Metazoa, Chordata, Actinopteri, Moronidae. Gene Ontology annotation, molecular function: cAMP response element binding protein binding. Gene Ontology annotation, biological process: protein homotetramerization; positive regulation of transcription by RNA polymerase II. Gene Ontology annotation, cellular component: nucleus; cytoplasm. The transcript is spliced from 16 exons. The coding region runs from base 1097 to 3154 and encodes 685 amino acids.
GUUUAACGAGGCAAUGUUUUUCUCGCAGUAGUAUUCAGAUAACAAGCCAGCGGAUCUGAGUUGCGGUUACAAGCGCUGUCAACCGACGGCUAAUAAGCUGAAAAACAAAUGCAGUUUCUCAGAAAGAAGACCUCUGCUUCAACAGGCGACGAAGAAAAACACGCUUUUCUCUCCGUGUUUGUUUUUUGUUCAUCUGCAUGGAGCGGAGUCGGAGUUUGUCUGCAAUCUCUCCGCCUGUCCGUGGAUUAACACCAGACUCGACUCUGAAAGCGAUAUCGCCUCUAAAGUGAGAAAUUGAGGAUUAUUUUGGAGCAUCCCGUGUGAUUACAUGUGGGGGUUUUUUCGUUGCGUUUCGGCUGUCGCUUGUUUCCUCCAGUUUGCGGGCAACGUAAAAGUGGAAAUCCAGUGAAGUCCGGACCCAGCGGACACUUGUUGAAACACAAAUUAACCGAGUAAAACCCUUUUUGCCCCGACUGCUAGUGAGCCGUGCUAACGCUCGGCAGCGAGGUUUUUAAAACAGCUAACGAGGCUAACAACUUUCUCCUGAGCGCCGCAGAUAAAACCCUUCCAGCGCAGAUUACCUUCAAUACGUGUCUGUUACACGUCGACCGAGUGUCGGGAAGUUUUUCGGCGGACAAAGUGCGUUUUUUUGUCAGUGAGAUAUUGUGAAAUGACACUGACAGCAGCUUAGCUCCCUCGGUUAGCCGCAGCUGUUCCGUUAGCACCGAGCGGCUAACGCUGCGUUAAGUUGAGAUUCAAACAAGUGGUUCAGGUGGAAAUGUUUCUCCAUGUGAACUUAUAUUGUACCGGUGACUUCUUGUAACCAACGCGGCACUUUAGGCCACUUAUUAACUCGCAAACGCGGAUAUAUAUUGUCGUUACAAAGGCUUUAAUUGUCACUCCAAAGACACUUGGGAGUGUGAAUUAAACUUUGGCUCAACCUGUAAUGUGUGCUGUGCUUUUGCAACACAGAUGGCUUCACUGACAGACUUUGAGAAAUAGACUCCCAGCAUCGUCUUCUACUCUCUCUCCCCCCUUCCUCCUCCUCCUCCUCCUCCUCUCGGGUAGCUGAAGUUGUGAGACUGCGGCCCGCACAAUGUCCGGCUCCCCGGGCACAGGUGGCUCCAACCCCAGGAAGUUCAGCGAGAAGAUUGCGCUGCACAACCAGAAGCAGGCAGAGGAGACGCGGGCCUUCGAGCAGCUGAUGACAGACCUCACUGUUUCAAGGGUGCAGUUUCAGAAGAUCCAGCAGCUUCGUUUGUCUCAGUCUCGGGCGCCGUACUAUGGAGGCUCUCUGCCGAACGUCAAUCAGAUCGGCAACGCCAGCGUUGAAUUUCAGGGUGGCUUUCAGUCAGGGUUGGACUCGGUCAGAGGGACCCGCCACCACGGACUGGUCGAGAGGGUCCACAGGGAGCGCAACCGCAUCAACUCUCCCCAUCGACGACCCAUCGACAAGCAUGGACGGCAGAUAGAGAGCUCUCCGUAUGGAGCGGUGUACCUGUCCCCACCUCUGGAUAACAACUGGAGAAGGGAACAGCAGCCAUGGACUGAGGAAAAACGGCCUGGGUUUAGAUUAAUAUCACAACUCAACAGAACCAACUCAGACUCUGCUCUGCAUACGAGCGCUAUGAACCCAAACCCUCAGGACCCCUUUGGCAUGAACCAGCAGAUGGGUCGAGGCCCCCCCCAGCGCAAUGCUAGUGUAAAUGAGGCAGAGGUGGACGGCUCCGGAAACGUGUUCUCGUUCCCCUCCCUGUCUAAUGAGGAGAGUCUAAUAGGUGUCAGUAAGCCCCUUCCCAAGCAGCUGUGGGAGGCCAAGAAGGUCCAGUCUCUGGCAUCAAGGCCUAAAUCGUGUGAAGUGCCUGGAAUCAAUAUAUUCCCGUCUCCGGAGCAGAACCCCGGUCUGUCCCACUACCAGGGCUUGUUAAAUACCGGCGGCUCCCUGCCCGACCUCAGCAACCUGCACUUCCCCUCACCGCUCUCCACCCCGCUGGACCCAGACGACAACGGAGGGUACCCCAACCUCAGUGGGGGCAGCAGCACCGGAAACCUGCCGGCUGCCAUGAUGCACCUAGGCAUCGGCAACUCACAGGGUCUCUCCUCCUCUCUGAGCAAUCCCUCAAUCCAGCAGUCCCUCAACAACUGUCAGCUGCAGUCGUCGCUCAGCAAUCCCUCCAUCAACUCAUCCCUGCGUCUCUCCAACAACUCCCCUCGGAGACGGCCCGCUCCCAUCAGCCCCCUCACCCUGUCUCCUGGCACUGAGCAGCGCAGGGGUCUUGCCAAGCAGCUCUCUCCCACCAUGUCCCCCUCGCUGUCCCCCAUUACACAGGGAGUAGCUUUGGAUACCAGCAACAUGCCAAGGGAGCCGCCCCCACCCUAUCCGCUCUACCAACAAUCCCAGCAUGCAGUGGACCAGAGCCGACAAUGCCAACAGCAACACCAGCAGCAGCAACACCAGCAGCAUCAACAGCAACAGCAACAGCAACAGCUUCAUCAACAGCUUCAUCAACAGCUUCAUCAACAGCAACAGCAUCAGCAGCAGCAACAACAGCAACAGCAGCCCCUUUCCCCCCUUCAGAACAUCCAAAUGGACUUCAACAGCCAACACAACAACAUGGGGACACUCUUCAACGACCCCUUCAUGGAGCCACAGUACUCCAAUCGCCAGAGCAAGACCCUCCCCUAUCAGUUUUACAUGGGAAAUUACUCUGUGGCAUCAGUUCAUCACUCCACUGAAAAUUUGGACCAGUUCUCUCUGUUGGAAAACGCGAUGUGCUCCACAGCAGGGGGUUCUUGCUUCGACCCUUCCUCCUCCUUGCUGUACUACUCCCAGGCUGCCCUCUCAGGGCUGGGUGGCAGCCACGGCAGCCUGCAGGACCCUAAUCACAUGAGGUCCAACAUGCUGUACUCCAACUGCAGCGGAGGACUGCCCAAUAUCAUACUCACUGAUGACUCCAACCCCAGUCUGUCAAAGGACAUCAGCAGCGCACUCUCUACGGUGCCUGAAUGUUUUGACUCAGAGGGUGGCUUCCCGUUGGAGGACGAGCUGCGCAUCGAGCCCCUCAGCCUGGACGGUCUGAGCAUGCUCAGUGAUCCCGACAUGGUGCUGCCGGACCCAUCUGUGGAGGAUACUUUUCGCAGUGACAGACUCUGAACAUAAAGAGCGUCACAGGUUUAAAGAAAAAGAACACACACCUGGAUUUGCAGUGUAUAGAGUGUACAGAUCUGAAUAUGCAUGCCAACGAUCUCUAUAGGGCCACUGUGCAUGCAUCCACUGCCACUAAGAUUCAUUAAAUGUGAAAGACGAUGAACGUGUGCACAGUCAUGCACACACAUUUUUAAGGAGGAGACUUGUGAACAAACACUGUUUACAACUGCUUCAUGCAAAGUUACCCUCACACAUGCUCGAGCUCGUGUUUCUCAGACUUUAUUUUAAAUGGAGGAUCGGCGCAGUUUGGGGUGUAAAAUCAGCACUGGGAGCAGAAGUAGGUCCAGUUCCGAGAGUCUGCACCUCCUCCAGGCCGCUUCUCCCCCUCCAACCAAAAAGAGUCGGGUGAAAACAUGUGAUACAAUCCAGCGAGGAGCCAAAGUCCUCCCGCUUCUUUCUCUCAUCACCAGCUCACAGCCCCCCUGAAGCCAUGGCAACCUCGUCGCCACGGUUACACACCAUAGCAACCCCAUCGCCAUGCUGAAGAGCAGCAGGAAUGCCAACACACAAUUUACUUCCAGUAAAUGAGGUAACGGGAGCCCAGAGCUGUUACUGCUCACAGCUGGAGCAGUGACAUGUCGGUGGCGAAACAUCUGGCCGCCCAGGUGAAGUGAAAACCGGCCGCGUCGUGGCUACUUCAGGCUCUCGAACAAUCACGGUAGAAAUGAAGACUAGAGAGAUUAGAGCUUUUUUUUUAAAAUGUAUUUCUUUACAUAUGGAAUCAGAUUAUUUUUGAGAUGUUUGCCACAGAUCUAUAAAUAUAAAUAUAUAUACAUAUAUAAGCCUGAUUAGAUUGUAUUUUCAAACUAGAAACAAAAAGGGCAAACUGUUUACAAAGAUGAGAUUUUAAUAAGUAAAUAUUACUUAAGAGUAUAGAUUUUUGAAUUUCUAAUUGAGAAAUGAAAUUCUAACAUGUAUUGAAUAAAUGCUAUAUUUUUCCUUGUAAUUUGGAUGGAUAUUCCCCCUCCUCAGUCACAGAUGAAUCGGCUGUGAUUUCCUUUGGCAGAACUCUUACAGCACUGGGACAGCGUUCAAAUCCAAUUUUAAAAAGGAAGCUCACGUUUUUUUUUGUUUUUGAAAAUACUUCUAUGUACAUUCAUUGCAUAUGUUUUCUUUUACAUUUUGUACUGAUUCUGUAAUGGCGCUUGUACUGUACUUUAAAUCUUGUUGUGAAUAAGGGCAUGCGCUGUGCUACUGUGGAUCGAUUAUGUCCUAAAUAUCUUUUUUUUUUUGCAUCCGGCUUUCCGUCUUCGUGUUGCGGCAGCACAGUGACCCCCCCCCCUCUGUGGUUGAACAGUCAGUGACAAAAAGAAAGACUGUAAUCAUGUGGACAUCGGACAUCAUGUAACAUUGCACUUAACUUAUUUUGCACUAAUUGGUUCACAGUGUGUAGACUGAUAUUUUUACACCUGGUAAGAGUGUUUUGUUUUUUUUACCUGAUAACCCAAAGAAGUUGAAUGAAGUCAUUACUAAGAAAAGUGAGACUUUAUGUGAAUAAAUAUGAGAAGUCACUUCACAUAC